Molecule: messenger RNA, 258 nt
Organism: Arctia plantaginis
Lineage: Eukaryota; Metazoa; Arthropoda; Insecta; Lepidoptera; Erebidae
Source: the annotation of a GenBank genome assembly
AUGCACAAGUGGCCGAGCGCGAAACAGCGCCGCGUACCGUCGCCGCGAAACAACGCAACCUCGGGUUCAAACCCCACCGAGCACAAUCACUUUUGGAGAUUUAAUAACGAUGCUCUUUCGUCACCGAACAAAAGGGACAGCGCGCUACCAAAGACCAAGAUGGCGCAGGCAACUUAUGGGGCACACCACAGGAUAAUACGAGAGGCACCGAUAACACAAUUCACGAGCACUGCAAAAAGUCAGAAACCGCUAACAUAA